Tripterygium wilfordii is the source of this 657-nucleotide messenger RNA. RefSeq lists its product as uncharacterized. The record is from RefSeq and is a predicted model, not a curated record. Lineage: Eukaryota; Viridiplantae; Streptophyta; Magnoliopsida; Celastrales; Celastraceae. Bases 103 to 591 code for a protein of 162 amino acids. The transcript has a single exon.
AAGCUCCACCGGUCCAAUAAAACACCUAAAUGUGCCAAACCCUAACAACAAUCCCAUCAUCAACACGAGAAUCCUUGGCCUUCCGGAAAGAAAAUUCUCUCAAUGGCAUUAAGAAUCCAUUUCUUUUCCCCACAUGCCCUCCAUCGCUGUCAAAAUUCGCAAUUCCAUCCAAUCCCCGCCGACAUUUCUUUCCCAAACAGAUCCAGAACCCAAAUCCCGUGCAUGAAUAAGGGCAUCAGUGAUGCAGAUCUUGCAUUGGAAUUGUCUGCGGAGGUGGAAAAGAUGAACACCCAUUUGGCUCAGAGAGAGGAGGCGAUGAAGAAGAGCAGAGAGCUUCUGUUCUCUGAGUUGGUCCAGUAUCUGGACCUGAAAGAAGAGGAAGUGAAGAAGAGAUGGAAGAGAAUGGACGAAGAAGAGAAGUGGGUAUUGGUGAAUGGUUUUGUCUCUGAGUGGGGUGUUAAUUUUUAUCCCCUAUCUAGAAAGCAUGUGAAGGAGAUGGUGGAAGAACAGCUGAAUGAAGAGAAGCAGUCUCCAGAUUCUUCUUCUCCUGUAUUGUUUUCUGGUUUGAAGAAAAUAAUGGGAUUUUCAUAAAACAAUUGACUUGCAUUGGAUGAUGAUUUAUUUCUUGAUAAUAUAUAUAUCAUUCAUUGUGUUCAA